Messenger RNA from Thalassophryne amazonica, 999 nucleotides. RefSeq names its product sperm flagellar 1 (gene spef1). Gene Ontology annotation, molecular function: microtubule binding. The record is from RefSeq and is a predicted model, not a curated record. The transcript is spliced from 7 exons. Gene Ontology annotation, cellular component: axoneme. The coding region runs from base 204 to 917 and encodes 237 amino acids. NCBI's taxonomy places the organism in Eukaryota, Metazoa, Chordata, Actinopteri, Batrachoidiformes, Batrachoididae. Gene Ontology annotation, biological process: regulation of cytoskeleton organization.
AUGGCUAUUUAUUUUCUUUUUUAAUACGUUAGGUUUAGGGUACUGGUAAUAAUAAAAGUGAUUAAUUACCAUCAGCAUUAUGUUUUUCUCUGUUGUGUCGGUACCGCCCGGUUGCAUAGCAACCGCUGUCAACAACCUGUUGUGCAGCGAAGCUAACAGGCUAACUCAGUAAGUCAGCGUGUUGCACAAACACUUUUAAAACAAUGGCUCGAGAACUGAGUGAAGAGGAGCUGCAGGAUUUGUACGCAUGGAUCGACAAAAUCCCUCUCUCCCGGCCAAAAAGACACAUUACUAGAGACUUCAGUGACGGAGUGAUGGCUGCUGAAGUUGUCAAAUAUUUCUUCCCAAAGCUCGUUGACAUGCACAACUACAUCCCUGCAAACUCCACACAGCAGAAGCUCAGUAACUGGAACCUUCUGAACAGGAAGGUGUUUUCUAAGCUGAAUUUUAAUGUGCCCGAGGAGAAAGUGAAGAAGAUCACACUGAGCACUGCAGGAGUCAUCGAGCCUGUGCUGAACGCACUCAGGGAGAAGUUAGACCAGAGACUGGAGCACACUACACAGUACUUACCGGAUUUGGACUACUAUGAUGCCUGUAACCUGGAGAAGUUACACAUAGAAACUCAUCACAUCAAAGCAAAUCAUCCGCCCCAGGAAGUGAGAGAUCUGAAAAAAGAUGAAAAAAACAAACUGAAAAAAAGCAAACAGCAUCAGAUGGAGCAGUUCUACACAGAGAUGGACCCUUCUUUCCAACUCGCCCUGCAGGAAAAAGAGCAGGCAGUGGUGGCUUUGCAGGAGACUGUGGAGAUCCUGCAGACGAAAGUGAAUAGGUUAGAGCGCCUUUUACACCUGAAGGACAUGCGCAUCGAAGACCUGACACGGCAUCUGGACAUGUACAAAGCAAAAGGCACCAUGUAGUGAUCAAAACACAUCACGCACUAGCCCACAAAGAGUUUUACUAUUGAUCAGAGUGGCUCUGAUGACAAAUGCAAUAAACUCC